Molecule: messenger RNA, 516 nt
Organism: Mucor mucedo
Lineage: Eukaryota; Fungi; Mucoromycota; Mucoromycetes; Mucorales; Mucoraceae
Exons: 3
Coding region: 1-516 (171 amino acids)
Source: RefSeq, a predicted model, not a curated record
AUGUCGUCUUCAAAAUUUUUCAAAAAGGCAGAUGUUAUUGACAAUAGAUCAAUGUCUAGUGUGCGACAAGAAGAAAUCAGUAAUUCACAAGAAGUAGAAGAGGAUGUUCUUUCAGAAACCUCUGAGAUUUACCAAAGGCAAUUUAAUCCUAGGCCAUCAGUCAUAAAAAAAUCUAACUAUGGCAAAAGAAAGAGAAACAUUUCCAUCAACCGUAAUACAGGAUCAUAUGAAUCCUAUCAUACAAGAUCUAUAGAAUCAGGUGAUACGGAUAUAAAUUCGAACAAAGAAAUUGUGCCAUAUCAUGACGACCAGCCAAACAAUCCUGAUAAUUCUACGUCAGAUAAUGAAUACUCUUCCGAAAUGCCUAGAAAUAAAAUUAGGAACAAAGGUAAACAUCCUGCAAGGAACAGUAGAACAAAAGAAACUUCGAAAGGAAAAGAAAAGGCAGGAGGUAAUAAGAAUGAUAAAUCCAAAAAGAGUUAUGGCUCUAUGGAGCAGUACGUUUUUAAAACAUAG